AGCCUCCAUCCAACCACAACGCCCACGUCCGUCCUUAUAUACGCGCACGCAGCCCGGCCCGGCCGCCGGCGAGGGAGAGGGACUGGCAGGUACUACUAGCAGAUCGAGCGGCGAGCCGUCGACGAUCGAAAUGGUGGUGCCGAGCAGUGGCGCGGGAGGAGGGGUGGAGGGCGGCGGCGGCGGUGUGUCGGCGCCGGCGGGGUCGGGUUCCGGCGGGAGGGUGAAGGGGUCGUGGACGCCGGAGGAGGACGACCUGCUGCGGCGCGCCGUCACGCGGCACGGGCCGAGGAACUGGACCGUCAUCAGCGCCGAGAUCCCCGGCCGGUCCGGCAAGUCGUGCCGCCUGCGGUGGUGCAACCAGCUCAGCCCCGGCGUGGAGCGCCGCGCCUUCACGCCCGAGGAGGACGCCGUGAUCGUGGCCGCGCACGCGCAGUACGGCAACAAGUGGGCCACCAUCGCGCGGAUGCUCCAUGGCCGCACCGACAACUCCGUCAAGAACCACUGGAACUCCACGCUGCGCCGCCAGCGCAGGGCCGCGGCCGCCAACGCUAACGCCAACGCCAACGCCGCCACCGUCGGGUGCGCCCUCCAGCUGCGGCCGCUCGCCGCCGCGGCCGUCACAUCGGCCCCCGUCCCGCUCUGCCAUCUGCUGGAUCUCAAGGAGUCGGCGGCGGCGGCGGCAUCCGUGCCGUUCCAUCGUCUGGACCCCAAGGAGGUCGUGGAGGACGACGAGGACAUGGACGAGGAGGACGACGAGGACGGCAGCAGCGAGGACUCGGUGCUCAUGCCGCCGCCCAAGAAGCGGCCAUGCGCCGGCGACCAGCAUCCAUCUUCUCUGGCCGUGAAGCCCGAACACGCGAAGCCGCCCCCGCCCCUGCCCGCGCCCGCGCCCGCGCCGGCCGAGCCGCUCACGUCGCUCACCCUCAGCCUGCCGGGCAACGGCGUCGGGGUCCACGACGAGACACCCGCACCGCAUAGCCCGGCGGCGGCGGCGAGCGUGGAGGCUGCCGUGAGCAUGAGGGCGAAGCUGGAGCAGGACCCGUGGUUCGUGCCCGUGAUGCGGCAGAUGAUCUGCGAGGAGGUCCAGCGGCAGAUGCAGGGGAUGGACGUGUCCUGCAGCUCGCUGGUCGCGGUGCCGGCGGCGGGCAGGAGCAGCGCCGGCGGGGGGGCCGACAACGGCGGCGGCGCCAACGACCAUGACUGAUCGAUCGACCCGUAACCGUGACGGAAUGGCGGGCGGCGAUCGACUGACGACCAAGUUUCACCAUCAUCUAACUUCUUUUUUUUGUUGGUUCGUUUCGUUAAUCCCGUGAACAUAUCACAUCAUCCAUUGGUAGGGUUCUAGCUUGUUUAUCAGUUUACUUUUACUCUAGCUAGCAGCAGUAAUCCAAGAAGUUGCAGACUGUAAUCAGCAGAUUAAAGCUUCUGAUUUCUUUCCUUGGGAAUUACUGUAUAUUACUCGUUCGUCGUGUU
Molecule: messenger RNA, 1473 nt
Organism: Sorghum bicolor (sorghum)
Lineage: Eukaryota; Viridiplantae; Streptophyta; Magnoliopsida; Poales; Poaceae
Product: myb-related protein 330
Exons: 1
Coding region: 131-1204 (357 amino acids)
Biological process (GO): regulation of DNA-templated transcription
Cellular component (GO): nucleus
Molecular function (GO): DNA-binding transcription factor activity, RNA polymerase II-specific; RNA polymerase II cis-regulatory region sequence-specific DNA binding
Source: RefSeq, a predicted model, not a curated record